GGGGGCCCGCACGUUAUCACGUGACGUUAGUCAGCUGAGUAGCUGCGGGAGCCGGUGUGAAGGCGGAGCACCAUCCACUGACCCCCCAACUUUGAAGGGGGGGCCCUCAUCUGAGCUUGACAUGUCCCUCCUGGAUGCUAAGCUCUUGUAAGGGUAAUGCCUUGGGUUUCUCCAGGCAUGCGACUUGGACCAGGUUUGGUUUGGGACUGAUAGUUGCCAUGGCCCAGAACAAUGCAGGGAUCAACAGCGACUAUGAAGACUGGUCCUGGAGCACAGAUGCCGGCGAGCGGGCCAGGCUGCUGCAGAGCCCCUGUGUGGAGGUGGGACCCAGGAGUGCCGAGGAACAGCGGCCUGCAGCCACCUCGAUCCUUGGGGCCAUUUUCAUUGUGGUGAAUGCGGCCCUUGGGGCUGGGCUCCUCAACUUCCCAGCAGCCUUCAGCAUGGCAGGUGGUGUAGCGGCAGGCAUUGCCAUGCAGAUGUGCAUGCUCGUCUUCAUCAUCGGUGGCCUGGUCAUCCUGGCCUACUGUUCCCAGGCCAGUAACGAGUCCACGUACCAGGAGGUGGUAUGGGCUGUGUGUGGGAAGGUCACGGGGAUCCUGUGUGAGAUAGCCAUCGCGGUCUACACGUUCGGCACCUGCAUUGCCUUCCUCAUCAUCAUCGGGGAUCAGCAGGACAAAAUCAUUGCAGCACUGAUGACGAAAUCCACAGGAGCAGAGAGCAGUCACUGGUAUGCUGACCGCAAGUUCACCAUCAGCAUCACGGCCUUCCUAGUCAUCCUUCCCCUUUCAGUUCCUAAGGAGAUUGGCUUCCAGAAAUAUGCCAGCUGUUUGAGCGUGGUAGGAACCUGGUACGUUACUGCUGUCAUCGUUGCCAAAUACAUCUGGCCCGACCAGGAGGUCGUCCCGAAGGAAAUCCCAACCAGCCCCUCCUGGAUGUCUGUGUUCAACUCAAUGCCCACCAUUUGCUUUGGCUUCCAGUGCCACGUCAGCAGCGUGCCCGUCUUCAACAGCAUGAAACGGCCGGAGUUGAAGCCCUGGGGAGCAGUAGUGACGGCCGCCAUGAUCAUUGCCCUCUUUGUCUACACAGGCACAGGAGUCUGUGGUUUCCUCACCUUUGGUUCUGGCGUGGAUCAGGACGUGCUGCUUUCCUACCCCUCCAGUGACAUUCCAGUCGCCAUUGCACGAGUCUUCAUCAUUGUCUGUGUCCUGACAUCCUACCCCAUACUCCACUUUUGUGGCAGGGCUGUCCUGGAAGGUCUUUGGCUGCGCUACAAGGAAGAGACUGUGGAAGAAGACGUGGUUCGAGAAAGGCGCCGCCGCUUGCUGCAGACAGUGAGCUGGUUUCUUCUCACGCUCCUCCUCGCCUUAUUCAUUCCUGAUAUUGGCAGAGUCAUCUCUCUCAUUGGAGGGCUGGCUGCCUGCUUCAUCUUUGUCUUCCCAGGGCUCUGCCUCAUCCACACCAAGCUCUCUGAAAUUCAAGAAGCCAGACCAGCAAGCUGGUGGGCCUUGGUCAGCUAUGGAAUCUUCAUGGUUACUCUUGGAGCGUUUAUCUUUGGACAGACUACUGCCCAUGCUGUCUUCGUGGACCUUGCAAAAUGAUCCCUUCAACUCCACCCUUAGAAGACGAGUUUGCUGCUUGAACUGUGGAAUAAAAGGAAACCUCAGAGAAUUAUUGGCCUAAUAGUUAGGAUCUCUUAAAUUUCCGUGAAAGAGGAUUUUCCUUUCAAUUUUAUCUCCUGAAAUGGAACAGGACUGAUAUGAGAAAAAUUCUACAGUUUUGAUUUUGAAGCCAAGCAUCCUAAUGACUUGGUUGCUUUUCUAUGUACCUGCACAAGUCUAUUCACCUAAACUUUUUAGGAUAUCUUCCUCUUAAAGAACUCUUUUGUUCUGCCUUACCUUACACAUGCUUAUGUAAGAAUCCGGGAUGGUCACUACAUGAUAACUGUAUUUAUUCAGCCAACAGGCUUAUAUUUUUCAGCAUUACCAAUGAUUUUACAAGGCUUGUGUAUUUGAUUGUGAAAUAAUUACUGGGGGAACAAUGAACUUUAUCAUGUACGAGCAUGGGCACUGGGGCUUAAUUAUUUGAAAUAAUGAGUUCUUAAAAUCCAGGGGGGAGGGGAGAGGCUUGUAAUUUUGUUAAAAAUUUUGAACUUCUGAUGUGGAGUGCUGUCCAAGCUCUACCCACAACCUGAGUUUGAUCCCAACAGAAAUCAGUUUCAGGCAGCCAGCUCAAAGUUGACUCAGCCUUCCAUCCUUCCAAGGUUGGUAAAAUGAGUAUCCAGCUUGCUGGGAGUCAAGUGUAGACAACUGGGGAAGGCAAUGGCAAAUCACACCACAAACAUAGUCUGCCUAGUAAACCUGCUGUGAUGUCACCCCAUGGGUCAGUAACGACAUGGUGCUUGCACAAGAGACUAUCUUUACUUUAUAUGAAAAAGACGGUUCUUGAAGAGAAUCCUUGGAAGAUAAAAGGGAAAUUUGAAUAUAUUUCAGGGAAUUUGACUUGGACUAGAACUCACACAACUGCUUUUGUGCCUUAGCAUGAUUGGCAUUUUUUUCCUGUCACACUCUUGAGGUGCAGAAAAUCCAGGUGGUGCAGUAAUUUGGAGACCUGAGGAAACCAUCAGAAUGUUGCCCAGGGAAACGAAAACAAAAUAGGUCCUUUUAUCCUUUAAGUCAGCUUCCUGAAGAUUUUGUCAUGGAGUCUGGAUGACUACUGGGGAAAACCCUUCUGGUACAAAGGAAGGCUGUUGCAUGGCUGUUAAUUUGCUUAACUUACCUUCAAAGUCUGUGUCCUUUACUUAACCGGUUUAUUCUGCUACAUUCUAGUUCAGUGGUGGCGAACCUAUGGCACUCCAGAUGUUCAUGGACUACAAUUCCCAUCAGCCCCUGCCAGCAUGGCCAUUUGGCAGGGGCUGAUGGGAAUUGUAGUCCAUGAACAUCUGGAGUGCCACAGGUUUGCCACCACGGUUCUAGUCUCACCUUAACCUGGUUCGCACGGGCCUGUUUCUCAGCAGAGAUUUUCUGAGCCAGCUGCUUUUAGCUAGACUAAACUUCUAAUUGUUUUUAGAGCUGAUGUGUGAUUCUUGCCUAAAAUCUGGGCUGGUAGCAAAACUCCAAGUCUAUAUGUUCCCCCAUUCUGUUUGUUGGGACAUUCAGGAGAUGCAGUUGCUAUAUCUUGCUGAGGUGCUCUCAAUACAUCACUUUAUUAUUUUUAAAGAGGAUUCAGGUGCUUUUUUUGUUUGGGGUUCAAAGCAAGUGAUCUUGGUGGUUCUUAAAGGGACAGGGUCAUAAUGAAAAUAAUUAAAAAAACAGUUCUUGGA
Messenger RNA from Sphaerodactylus townsendi, 3319 nucleotides. It is a transcript of the gene SLC38A7, whose product is annotated as solute carrier family 38 member 7. Gene Ontology annotation, biological process: amino acid transmembrane transport. The record is from RefSeq and is a predicted model, not a curated record. Gene Ontology annotation, molecular function: L-histidine transmembrane transporter activity; L-asparagine transmembrane transporter activity; L-methionine transmembrane transporter activity. The transcript is spliced from 11 exons. NCBI's taxonomy places the organism in Eukaryota, Metazoa, Chordata, Lepidosauria, Squamata, Sphaerodactylidae. Bases 135 to 1598 code for a protein of 487 amino acids.